Molecule: messenger RNA, 1701 nt
Organism: Clonostachys rhizophaga
Lineage: Eukaryota; Fungi; Ascomycota; Sordariomycetes; Hypocreales; Bionectriaceae
Source: the annotation of a GenBank genome assembly
AUGUCUCCUAAUUCACGUCACAAUUCGGUCUCAACCAGGACUCACAAGAAGCUCGAGAUCGAGGCCCUCGAGGUUGCUCGAGCCGGCGGAGCUCAGGUCGAUGACUUCAUCAACGAGAUGGAGGCCGAGCUUGAGGCUGCCGGUGGCCUGAAGACUGGCUUCUUCCAACUCAACUUUGAUAACCCGAAAUACUUCACCUGGCUGCUUGUGGCGUUUGCUUCCAUGGGAGGUUUGCUCUCUGGCCUGGACCAGAGUUUGAUCAGCGGUGCAAACCUGUACUUGCCAAAGGACCUGGGUCUAUCAACGCGCCAGAACAGUCUGGUCAACUCCGGAAUGCCUUUGGGCGCGGUUGGUGGUGCACUCUUGCUGUCACCUACAAACGAAUACUUUGGUCGAAAGUGGGCUAUCAUCAUUUCCAUCAUCCUGUACACCAUUGGCGCUGCAUUGGAAGCUGGAUCUAUUAACUUUGGUAUGAUUGUCUCUUCUCGUGUCAUCCUCGGUCUUGGAGUAGGUCUUGAGGGUGGUACAGUGCCUGUCUACGUGGCAGAGACUGUCGAGCACAAGAUCCGAGGCAAUUUGGUCUCCUUGUACCAGUUUAAUAUCGCUCUUGGAGAAGUCCUUGGAUAUGCUGUAGCAGCCAUGUUCCUCCGUGUGCCAGGCAACUGGAGGUACAUUCUUGGCUCGUCUCUUGUCUUUUCUACCAUCAUGUUCUUCGGUAUGCUCUUUCUUCCUGAGAGUCCCCGCUUUCUCAUGCACAAGAAGAAGAGAUUGGAAGCCUUUAAAGUCUGGAAGCGAAUCCGAGACCUCUCCCUUCCCGAGGCUCGUGAGGAAUUCUACAUGAUGGCUGUCUCGAACAACCAGGAGGAGACCCAAGUUCAGGAAGGCGCCAAAAAUCGCCGGUUCCCUUGGAUGGAUUUCUUCACGGUCCCUCGCGCCCGCCGAGCCAUUGUCUAUGCCAACAUCAUGAUUCUUCUCGGUCAGCUGACAGGUGUGAACGCCAUCAUGUACUACAUGUCCGUCCUAAUGAAUCAGAUCGGGUUCGACAAGGAGAAGGCCAACUACAUGUCUCUUGUCGGCGGCGGUUCGCUCCUGCUUGGCACAAUUCCCGCAAUCUUCUUGAUGGAGAGAUUCGGUCGACGCUUCUGGGCCAUCACAAUGUUGCCAGGGUUCUUCAUUGGGCUUGUUCUUAUCGGCAUCAGCUAUCAGUUCGACCCCAAAGUCAAUCUGCCAGCAGCGGAAGGCUUGUACCUAACUGGGCUGGUCAUCUAUAUGGGCUUCUUCGGAUCCUACGCUUGUCUCACCUGGGUCAUCCCUGCCGAAGUGUAUCCCACCUAUCUGCGCAGUUAUGGAAUUACGACCUCCGACGCUCUUCUUUUCUUGGCCUCGUUCGUGGUUACUUACAACUUCUCAGCUAUGCAGUUGGCGAUGACCAAGACCGGUUUGGCUCUGGGUUUCUACGGCGGCAUUGCCGUGCUGAGUGAAGUCUACCAGAUCUUUUUCAUGCCCGAGACCAAGAACAAGACUUUGGAGGAGAUCGAGGAUGUCUUCUCAAGGCCUACGAGGGAACUCGUCAAGGAGAACUGGGAGGGGUUCAAAGAGACGGCCGCAGACCUGCUGUGUGGCCGGUGGUACAGGGUUUUUGUACAGCAGGCAAACCCCGGCUCUACCACCCAUGACAACAAGAAGGAGUCCGAGGCUUGA